UUGAUUGAAGUAGAGUACUGAUCGAGUCCAGAAAUUACAAGGGAGAGAUGGCAGUUUAUGCCGCCAUUGUUUCGCUUAUACAUACAGUGAAUCAAGCUCUGCGUUACGAUCCUAUUGAGUUGCGUAACUAUGCUUCGGAAUAUCGUGUCUUUCUUUCUCAUUAUAUGUCGGAUUUUCCUCGAGAUAGAAAAGCGCUGGAGAGAGUCUUCGAAGCAGCAAACAAGGUGGACUUACUUGCAAAGAAUUCCUUUCUGGAACGUCAAAAAGUAGAUUUGUUUUGGAAAAGCAUGAGUAAGUUCCUUUACUAUUAUCAACCAUAUGAUUUCAAGGAAUUUCUUUGCUUACUAGAAACUUUUCUCAAAGAUCCUCAACUCAUGAAUGAGAAUGAUAAAAAACAAGUACAAACUCUGGCACAUGAAGGUGAAGAUUUGAUUGACUUACUUAUGUCAAACAUGAAAAUCAUGUCUUUCCCAAAUGCAAGGUUUAGGAUAUGCCUGAUUGAAGAGGAACUUCAACAGCUGAGAGAAAGGACAUGGCAAUUUGAAUGUGGUGCUAAAUGUACAAAUGAUUUCGUUGCAGGCGAUUCUUUGUGUUCUAGUUCCUCUUCGAGUACUUCGCAUUUAGAGAAUAACCUUGUGGGCUUCGAUAACUACUUAAUCCAAAUCAAAGAGCAACUUACUGGAUGCCAACUUGGAUUAAGUAUUAUUUCCAUCGUGGGUAUGGGUGGGAUUGGGAAAACAGCUCUUAGUAGAGUAGUUUAUGAUGAUCCUUCUAUUGAGGAUCACUUUUAUAUCCAUGCCUGGAUAGCUGUAUCUCGAGGGUAUGAUGUAAGAAAAAUGUUGCUUGGCAUUUUGAACAGUGUUUCCCAUUGCACUGAUGAAAUGUACGAAGAGAGCAAUGAGCAAUUAGCUGAACAACUCUAUCGAAGCUUAAAAGGUAGAAGGUAUCUCAUUGUUUUGGAUGACAUAUGGAAUAUAGAAGCAUGGGAUGAUGUUAGAAGAUCUUUCCCAGAUGACAAUAAUGGCAGCCGGAUCAUUUUCACUAGUCGGUAUACAAGCAUUGCCAGCGAUGUCUAUAAUAGGAGUCUUACUCUUGACAUGCAUCUUUUAAAUAUGGACCAAAGUUUGAAGUUACUAUCUUUGAAGGUGUUUGGAACUGAAUCUUUCCCCCCUGAACUGGAGAAUGUCGGAAAACAAAUUGCAGGCAAAUGUCAAGGAUUACCACUUGCAAUUAUUGUAGUUGCUGGCAUUUUGGUUAAGAUCAACAAGACACCAGAUAGUUGGGAGAAUGUUGAAAAAUCCCUUGGUUCAUUUCAAAAUGUUGGAAACUCAGAAGAAUGCUUGGAUGUCCUUGCUUUGAGUUAUAAGUACCUACCUCAGCAUUUGAAGCCUUGCUUCCUAUAUAUUGGGGCUUUCCCCAAAGAUGAUGAGAUUUCUGUUAUGAAAAUUAUCAGAUUAUUGGUUGCUGAGGGAUUUUUAAGGGAAAUUGAGGAAAAAACCUGGGAAGAAGUCGUAGAGGAUUAUUUGGAAGAUCUGAUUAGCAGAAGUCUACUUAUGGCUACAAAGAGGGGAUAUGAUGGCCGAGUCAUAAAAUGUAGCAUGCAUGACCUCUUACGGGAUUUGAGCAUAAGAGAAUCUCAAAGAGAGGAAUUUUUACAUGCCAGUGUUCCCCUAGAAGAACCAUAUUCUGUGUCCCGACUUGUCUUUUAUUCUGAUGUUGAUUGGAAUGAUUACAAGGACUUGCCAAAACCUUCUAUUUGUUCUUUCAUUGCCUUUGGCAGAGUUCAACAGCUUAAUGGUUUUGAAAUGUUGAGAGUGUUGGAUAUUUCUUUUCAGUCGUUUAUGCGUUUCCCAAGUGAAAUUUUAUGUUUAAAAAUUCUGAGAUAUCUGGCUAUAGGCUUGUUUAAUGAUCUUCCUCCAUCAUUCUCUGAACUUUGUCGACUACAGACAUUGAUUCGAUGGUGCAAUGGAGCAUGCCUAAUUCUACCAGAGGAAACAUGGAAGAUGAAAGAAUUAAGGCAUGUCUAUUUCAAAAAGAGCAGUCACUUUCCAGUUCCUGGAACAAGAAUGACAUGGUAUGGAGAAAGACAUUGGGACUUGCCAAAGCUGCAGACACUCUCAUAUUUAAGUUUUGGAAGUUGUGCUCGGGAAAUUUUAACCCAAGUUCCAAAUCUGAAGAAGUUAGGGCUUCGUGAAGAAGAAGGCGAGUACCUAAGGGAUGAACAGUUGGUAUGUUAUCUAAAUAAUCUCAAAGUCUUACACUGCCUGGAGAAAUUGAAAUGUUUCUUUACUAAACAAAGGCCACUUCCAAGCCCGGAUGCUUUUCCACCAAGUCUCAAGCAAUUGUCUUUGCGGGGGUGCCAGCGACCAUGGAAAGAGAUGUCAGUUCUAAGUGCAUUACCCAAUCUCGAGGUGGUUAAAUUGAAGGAUUAUGCAUUCAAAGGGUCACAGUGGGAACUGAUUGAAGAAGUCUUUUGUCAACUAAAAGUUAUGCUAAUAGAUAUUGCAGAUCUUGAGCAGUGGGAAGCCAGCAGCAUUAAUUUUCCAAAGCUUCAAUCUCUUGUCCUCAAAUAUUGCUCACACUUAAGGGAGAUCCCCAUUGGUUUUGGAGAGGUAUAUACUUUGCAGUCAAUUGAAUUGUGGGAAUGCAACUCUUCCACUUAUGAUUCUGUGGACAGAAUUCGAGAAGAACAAGAAGAUUCUGGAAAUGACGGCUUUACUGUUAGAAUCCACCGUGGUCACAAUGCAGAUGAAUGACAUUCUAAUCUUCCGGGCUCCGUCUACUUGCUUCCAUUUCUACCUGUUGGUGUCUGCUGAGAAUUCCAAAGUCUGGUAAUAUAAACUUGGUACCUGCAAUUUUCUUCAAUAUCUGGUUCUUGAUAUCCUGUAUACAUAUCACAGGAAAUAUAAACUAUGGAUUCUGUAAAACUCUGGAAGCUUGAUUACUUUACUUGUUUCCCUUCACAGUUUGUGUAAUCAUUCUGAUUUAAAUUAGAUGCUGAAAAUUCCCUCCCUUAUAUCUGUA
Ipomoea nil (Japanese morning glory) is the source of this 3024-nucleotide messenger RNA. RefSeq names its product putative late blight resistance protein homolog R1A-10. Lineage: Eukaryota; Viridiplantae; Streptophyta; Magnoliopsida; Solanales; Convolvulaceae. The record is from RefSeq and is a predicted model, not a curated record. The coding region runs from base 48 to 2756 and encodes 902 amino acids. Gene Ontology annotation, molecular function: ADP binding. Gene Ontology annotation, biological process: defense response to other organism. The transcript has 2 exons.